UAUUUUGACUCGCCGUAACAAAUCUGAUCAAAGAUAUCUUGUGUCCAUACAAGGUUUUUAUAAUUGAUUAAUUGCACGGUUCUCUGCCCCCGGGAGCCUUUUGAAUCCUUUAUUCGCCGUCACUCAUCACUCACAAUAAAACACUAGCCCAUUGGUUCACCGCCCCGUUGAGCUAUUGUAUUGCUAAUUAUGAUAAAUCCUUUGUCAAAACUUUAUGAUACUUCAAGAGCACUUUCGCGAGUUUCUUUGCCCUGCUUUUUAAAGUUGUUUCUCUGGCCGAUUAAGAUUCACGCGAGUCAAACAAAUACUCUAUUCCACAUCACUUAUUUGAUGUUGUCAUGGCAUCGAUUAACCUGUUGACAAAAGCAUUUGUCGCGCGCUCUGAUUGGCUAGCGAUGACCUUUGUUUCAGCCGAUUGUUCCUGUCGGCCGUGAGAACGUUUCAUGUCAGUUUAGUCAUUACAAAUGCCCAUCUGAGUUUAUCGAAGCAUUGUGAUUGUGGAUCUUCGUGAUCAUGUGAAAAACUUCUUCUGAUCGCGAUAAAUAUUACCAUUGUGGCCACGAACUUAGAGAGCUUAUUGUUACGAGUGAGAUUUGAUACCACUGUGGUUCAUAUGCGGGCUUGUGUCCUAGGAUCUGAGGAGGCAUGAUUUUGGUUAUCGCGUGGUUCUGUUGUAUCUUCACUCUUGCCGCAAGCCCAGGUUCGGCGCAGAGUCCUACUCCGGGCCCGAUAAUAAUCGACGUGAAGUCUGGCAGCGAUGUGAUUUUGUCGUGCGAUACGGGCGGAAACUCGUUUGAUUUGAUCAACUGGAGCUUAAACAAUUCUAAAAGCCCCUUUUUCAUUAAGUUUAUGAAUUUUAAGCCAUAUGUGGCGGCAAAAUACGCUCGCCGCUUGCACAUGGUGAACUCUAGCGCCAUUUUGGUCUCGAGUGUGACUGGGCAAGAUGCGGGGAGGUAUCGGUGUAAGACUAUGGCUACUUCCACGGGUGAUACUGCCGGCCUCUUUAAACUGGGCACACCAAUAGAACUGCGUAUUCAAGGUUCAACUAGCUCCGUACCAUCGCAGAGCAAGAAAGUAACUGAGGGCAAACUAACCGUCCUCGACUGCCAAACCGACACUAGUCUCCCCUCUUCCAAUGUACUCUUCACGUGGACAAAGGAUGGACGUGACGUCACGUCUAGUCAAAAUCCCCGGAUCUCGGUUUUAGUCUCCGGCUCGCUGUUUAUUCGAGGCAUAAUGCGGUCGGAUUCUGGAGUGUAUCGCUGUACAGCUAAGACGUUUGAUCAGACAGGAUCGGGUAUUGUCAAUUACCCUGGAUCGGAUAUUUUCCUUGACGUUCAAUUUCCUCCAAGUAUCAUCGUCAUCAGUAGCGUCGUUACUGUCGGAGAAAACACAGACGCUCGACUACCAUGCGUGUCGGAAGGGAACCCAGCUACCGAAGUCACGAAGUGGACCCGAGUAGGCGGCGAACUUGGCCCGCCGGAUAAAUUCGUUGUGCUCGAGAGGGGUUCGCUUCUGAUUCGAAAAGUGAAAAGGUCGGACAUGGGAACGUAUGUCUGUACUCCUUCUAAUUAUAUCGGUGCCGGAAAACCUGGAACUACAAAUCUGGUCGUGCAAGUUGUUCCGACGUUCACCGAAGUCCCAUCCAGCGUAGUUUCCGUACGCGUCGGCGAGGAAAUUCGGUUCAAGUGCUCGGCGGUUUCCGAGACCGUUCCGAGCGUCAGCUGGCGGCGCGUCGGAAAGGCUUUCUCGAACCGAACCCAGACGAGUAAGGGCUUGUUGACCAUAUUAGGCGUGCAGACCGUAGACCACGGAGAAUACGAAUGCGUCGCCGAGACAGAUAAAGGAAAAGCCGUCCACACAACGACUUUAAACGUCAUAUCCGUUCCUUCGAGGCCUACCAUCACAGCAGUCAGCAUCGAAUACACAACAGCAAGAAUCGUAUGGACAGCAGGAUACGACGGAGGAUUCGCCCAGCGAUUCCGUGUCUGGUACCGCAGGUCCAAAGACUCAGAUAGCCAGUGGAAAAAAACGCCUCAGCUGCCCUUGGGAACCCUGUCUCACGAGAUACCGGGACUCGUAGAAAACACUGAGUACUACUUUGCAGUGCGAGCUAUUAAUAAGGAAGGGCCUGGGGAUUUCAGUCAGAUUAUGUCGCAGAAGGGAAGCGGUUCUCCGACCGUAAUAACAAACAAGCCUCAAGAACCACUCCCUCCCACUGACGUCAUUGUCAACAUCACGUCAGACGGCUACGUGUUGUCAUGGAAACAUGACCCUGUCCCUGGACGACCAUCGGUCAAGGCGUUUGUUGUACAAUACCGCCAGCAGAAUGCGUCGUCCGAGUGGAUCGAAGCGGAUGGCAGCAUUCCUAGCGACACCAGAACCUACACGCUGAAAGCAAAGCACUUGAGCCCAAAUACGGACUACGAGUUUCGAAUCUUUGCUUACGGGAACACUAGAAGUCGACCUGCGUAUGUCUCAAAUACUUAUCAUAUCGCUGCACCGGUCGUUGCCAAGCGCAUGACAAAUGAUGACGUCAUACCCAUUGUUGCGGGUGUCCUGGGCGCCUUGGCGUUCUUGGUUCUGCUUGGUCUCGUCUGUUUCUGUUGUCUUCAAUGCCACGCCAAGAAAAAAGGAACAGAAAAUAGCAAGUCCAAAAAGGUCCAUUUUGUUCUUCCGGAUGGCUCGACUCACGCAUACGAAGGAGAAUCGGAAGACGACUUCUGUGACUCCGAGAUCAAACUAAUGCCCGAAGCCGUUCGAUUCACUCCCGACAUUACUACGGAAGAGAAGCGAUCAAAGCGCUCGCCUAUUACAAAAGAGGAUUCCAUGCUUCUCUUGACUAACGUUCCGUAUGAUGAACCAUUCGGUGGUCAAAUGCUUCGACACAAAGAUCUAAUACAGGAAAGCCCCUAUCAGUCACCUGUCCACUCUCCGAAGGACAAGGUUCUUUUCUUCGGAGAGCCGUCGGGCUGGUACGACUGUACCCUAUCCCGGCCUGCAUCUCGGGAGGUGCGAGACUCUUACGACCAGUUUUGCCAAUCGCCUGCCGAUGCUGGAUCGCGUGACUCACUGGACCGCGCGUCACGCAAGCGUGCACUAUACGAACACAAAGGAUCUAAGAUUCACCUAGUGAAGAAAUUCGAUUCGAAUUCGAGUCUCCAGUUUGAAAAACCGCCAGCCAGGGAAUCGCGUUUUAGUGCGAUCGCCGAAGAGGUGGACUUAACAGAUGUGUCUUUGAUAGGAUCCCACAAACGUCCCCAUCACCAUUGGUCAACGCCCGAAGUAUUCCGCGGGUCAAGGGUCGAUGACUCAAAUAACAACAAAGAGAGUCAUAAUUCGGACUCGGAAUCGCUCGACUCAUUCUCACGCAGACGAAGGCGGCGGGCGAGACCUGAGUCCUACCACGAAGGCGCGGUGUCUCAGCAGCCAGAGCUUGUACCAAUUAGCGAACAGGACUCGAAUCCAAGCUUCAAGUGUUUGUGUGAAGAUAGCACGGAUGAGAAGGAUGCGGCUAAAGAGGACAAUAGGAGUUCGUAUCUACACUUAGAGCGAAACGACUCGCAAAAAUCUUCGUUUGUGGAUCAGCUGAAGGGAUGGGAGGAGGAAGCCAUAGGGCAGCCUUAUCAACGACACGAAAGGACUAAAGCCGGUUACUGUAACGUUAGCGAUUCAGAUAACAGCGUCUCGCCGGCACAUUCUCUCGUUUCUUUGUCGGACUCCGACGUAGACGCUGAGAUUGCGCGGAAACUUCACGAAGGUGGCGAAUCAAGGCCGCUAUCUUAUUCUGGGGAACCCGAUAAGUCUCACUUGUAUCGAGCGGUGUCUUACCUGAAGUCUGUUGACACAGGUUCAGCGUCGGACACAAGCGAGAUGGACGAUAAAAAUGUGAACACUCUCGAUCGUGAUCGACGUCAAAGUAGACUAUCAGCUCAACACAAUAAAGACAAGGAACAAGAAGCAGUUACAACCCUAAAGGAUAUUAAAUGUACGGAUUCUCUUGAUCAACUUAAAGUCUGUGAUCCGUUUUACCGCGCUGGUAGCAGGCCCGCAAGGACACCCUCUAACGCGUCCAGCGGUGUGUUCUCGGUCCAGGUCUCCUCCAGUGAGACGAACAGCAUCGAGUCGUCUCCUCACCAGUCACGCAGACGGUCUGCGCGAUCGAGCGGCACGUCUUCCAGCGGGUUUGACACCGCCUCUUCACGAGGCAGCUACAGUAGUGAAGGCUUUAGGACCAUCGAUCCUGCCAGGGCGCAUGCUCUCAGGAACACCACCGCUGGUCGAUUCCCACACUUGGAGGAACCUUACGAGUGGGAUCGCGAAGGGACUGGGAGUGAAUUUGAGAGCGGAAGUGACACUGGCGGUUUUUCCUUUAAGCCGAAUAUGAUCGCUAACAUGCGACAUCUUCUGGACUUGCAACGGCGCCUCGGGAUAGACCUCGACAGCGCCAGCUCGAGCGAGUCGCUCCCGGACAAAGAAAAAUACGAAAAAAUGGCGGCCACGGACGCUCUGGAGUUUUCUCCUAGUUUAUCGCCAACUAAGUACCAUGUUGAUCGGUACAGUCUCGAGGAAAAGGACAAGCGAUGUUCCAAGCUUAUGGAGGAGUAUAAGGCGAAUAGGAGAGUAGAGGACGAGAAACUUAACGGUAGCAUUAUCUACCAAUCGUGGGAUCUGUAACAAGAGUCCACAGUAACAGAUAAGUAGCUCGUAAAUAGUUCUUGUUACCACUGUUCAUUAGCGCUUAAAGAAAUUACUAGCAGGCCAUUUAUAGUGCGACGCACGCUACCGUGGCCACUAAUGCAAAGUGUUAUAGUUACCAAGGAAGGUAGCCAAUUAGCGUCCGAGAAUCCAAUUUUAAUUGACACGAACUCCAUAAGUAGGAGCAAUCCUUCCUGCACUCAAGUGUGUCUUUCACUCUCUUAUUGGCUAAAGUUUAUGUUAGUUUUUUUCUCGGGUCCUUAUUGGUUUUAACGGUUUACCUCACCAAACUGUCAACUGCCACGGUAGCGCGCGUCGCAUUGUUAUAGCUUAGGAUGGCUUAUUUAGUAAAGAUCGUAGGUCUAUGUUGUUGCGUUGAUAAGGUUAAAGUUAAGCUACGCUCGCAGUAACACAUGAGUGUUAAUAGGACUUUGCUUUUGACGAUUUGUUGAUAUUUAUGGUCUAUUUCUAUAGGUCUAUUUAAACCAUUAAGUCGUUGCAUUGAAUUUUGUUUUAUUGUUCAAAGCACCUUUUUUAUUCCAACACAAGUACGUUAUUGCCACUAAGGUUUGACGACAUUGAAGUUUUGUUUUGAAAGCACGUUUUGAUCUGCAAAGAUUAACAGUAAAUUUUUUUUAGUGCUUCAGCACUUGCGCGGUUAUAGUUUAACCGCUGUCCCCAGGCAGUCAUGAUCGCAGGCUCGACAUGUUCAGGCCAGGUACUUUUCAGAUUUUUUUAGUCAAAGUAUGAUUUUUGCUGAUGGUUUUGAAGUAAAUGCUAGACGUUUCGCAAAUGCAACUAGGCAAAUAACAUAAUUGAAAUUGAUUGUAGAAAAAAUAGAUUGAAUAUGUACAUAGUAGAGAAAAGCAUCUUUAAUUUUAUAUUCCAUUGUAAAGUUCCAUGUAAGCUAACAAAUUCCAGGUAGCUCGUGAAAUUAUUGAUAACUUGAAUCGCAGUUAUCGAAACUUUGAGGUUUAAGUCAUGAUUGCGCCAGUUUGCCAUUUCUCUUAGUACGUCUCCCGCUCGAUAUAAUGUGUACCAGUCUGUAAAAAAAUGUCUAAAUGAUCGGUAUUACGAAUUCAAGGUUCGUGUUCUAGUGGUCACUUUGGUAUAAGUUAAAGGGGUUGUUUCAUUAGCUGCGUGCAUUUUUUGCGCAUGGUAUUUUGUGUUUCCGGUGGGCCAUACUAAUGGGACAACUUUGUGAUUUUAUUCCAAUAUAAUAUAUCACACGAAUGACCAUUAGAACCGAGGAAAAUUUAGGUUUGAUACCUGAUGCUCGUCAUCCUCAUGGAUGAAUGUUAACCGUGGCCCACGGGAAACUCGAAAUACGGCACCUUUAAGCUUAUAUGAUUACCAGUGCUUGUCGAUAAGGCUCCCAUAUUUUUACUUGAAUUUGCUAAGGUUAAAGAGCUUGUUAAAAAGAUUUUUAUACGCAAUUUGGCUGACAAUUUGUUGCAUAUCACUAUAGAUUUUGUAUUCGUAUUUUGCUUACUAACCUUGCACUCUAAGUAAUCACAAAUCCCUUUUUUAUGCGAUAGCUUGACUUAUUUCAGCCGUUGAAGGUCCUGAUUUUGUAAUGACACGUUACGUUCAUGAUCAGAGUCUAGAACAGCUUACCAUGUUGAUCUAGCAUCUAAAUUUAUAUUAAGUGCGCCAUACAUUGUAUAUUUUUUUAUGAUUUUCUCACCAAUAAUUAAUAAUCCUUGACCAUUUUUAUUUUAACAUAUGGGAAUGUAGACGGAAUUGAUUGAUUGUAAUGAUGUUGAAAUAAAAUCAAUGACUAACUUUG
Messenger RNA from Nematostella vectensis (starlet sea anemone), 6487 nucleotides. RefSeq names its product protein turtle homolog A. Gene Ontology annotation, molecular function: protein binding. The transcript has 10 exons. Gene Ontology annotation, biological process: cell-cell adhesion; axon guidance. The record is from RefSeq and is a predicted model, not a curated record. Bases 646 to 4677 code for a protein of 1343 amino acids. Gene Ontology annotation, cellular component: plasma membrane; axon. NCBI's taxonomy places the organism in Eukaryota, Metazoa, Cnidaria, Anthozoa, Actiniaria, Edwardsiidae.